ACUAACCAAACAUCCGUUGCCGUUAAUAAUAAAUAGCCAGAGUUUUCCAUCGACUCUCGGUCAGAUUUCUUUCACGAAAAAGUUGGGAGCGAUGCGAUGUUUCGAGUUGUACGGGCUUUGGGCCUCGCCAAGAUAAUAAUAUGUGUCUUCGUCGUUGCGUGGCCCAAACAGAACAGCGUUCACGCCCAGAAGCCCGGAAACAACAGAGAAAAAGUCUACACCAACGGAUGGGCAAUACAGGUAGAGGGAGGAAUUGAGGCUGCCAAACGAAUUGCUCGUUCUCAUGGAUUUGACAAAGUUGAACCAAUUGGUACUUUGGAAGGCUUCUAUCAUUUAGAACAUGCAGAGUUGCCACAUCGUUCCCGCAGGAGUGCAGACGAGAGGACAGAGCGACUUACACAGGAUCCAAAGGUAAUCUGGGCGGAACAACAACACGAGAAAAUCCGCGUCAAAAGAGGUCACUUUCACGACCGAAUGGUUGCCAGAGGGAUCCUGCCUCGAUUCACAGACCCCUUAUGGGAUGGACAGUGGUAUCUGGAUGACAAACGAGCGGAUCUGGAUUUAGAUGUGCAUGUUCUUCCUGUUUGGAAUCAAGGGAUCACAGGAAAAGGCGUUGUCGUAACAAUUCUGGAUGAUGGUAUUGAACACAAUCAUACGGACCUCAUCAGAAACUAUGAUCCGCAGGCCAGUUGGGAUGUAAAUGGAGAAGAUGGUGACCCAUUUCCUCGCUAUGAUCCUACUAAUGAAAAUAAACACGGCACCCGCUGUGCAGGGGAAGUUGCGGCUCAGGCGAACAACACCAUUUGUGGAGUGGGCGUGGCUUACAAUGCGAAGAUAGGAGGAGUGCGCAUGCUUGACGGCCGAGUGACUGACAAAGUAGAAGCCGCGUCAUUAAGUCUUAAUCCCCAGUUCAUUGACAUCUACUCUGCAAGUUGGGGACCUAGCGAUGACGGAGCCACUGUGGAAGGACCUGGAACUCUAGCCGCUGCUGCAUUUGAAAAUGGAAUCACAAAGGGUCGCGGCGGACUGGGCUCUAUUUUCGUGUGGGCGUCAGGCAAUGGAGGUCGGCACGAGGAUAGUUGCAACUGUGAUGGUUACACAGACAGUAUAUACACCCUGUCGAUCAGCUCUGCUUCCGAUCAUGGCGAGUCGCCCUGGUAUUCAGAAAGCUGUUCAUCUACACUGGCGACAACAUUCAGUAGCGGAGCGCACGGCGAGAAACGAAUCGUCACGACAGAUUUACAUAACCAAUGCACCGAAAGACAUACAGGAACUUCUGCAUCUGCUCCAUUGGCAGCAGGAAUUAUAGCUCUUGCACUGGAAGUCAACCCUCGCCUGACAUGGCGUGACGUGCAGCAUAUCGUGGUGUGGACAUCAAACUGGGAACCACUCAAGCACGAUCAGGAUUGGAGCCCUAAUGGAGUCGGAUUACACGUCAAUAGGAAAUUUGGUUUCGGACUGUUAGUUGCAGAAAAGAUCGUGGAAUUAGCAAAACCCAACACGUUUAAAACUGUACCUGAGAAGACCAUUUGUAGGGGACAAAUCAAUCAGGACCGCAAACCCAUCAAAUUCAACGAGCCAUUGAAGAUAACAAUGCAUUCGAAUGGAUGUUCAGGAACUGCUGCUGAGAUUCGCUACCUUGAACACGUGCAACUCAUGUUAAGCUUGGACUACACACGGCGAGGGGACCUUGUCGUAUACUUGACAUCCCCCAUGGGAACUAAAUCUUGCCUGCUGUCACCAAGAAAAGAGGACCUCUCAGAUGAAGGUUUCACAAAGUGGCCCUUCAUGACAACGCACGCAUGGGGCGAGGACCCACGCGGAACGUGGACCUUAGAGAUAAAGGACCUUGGAGAUAACAGACCAAAUCAUGGCCUACUAACAGAGUGGCAGCUUAUUAUACAUGGAACCAAACAAAAACCUAAUCAUCAACCCAUUGAACACCCUGAAAAACCACGUGACUCGGUUCCAGUGCCCGAAUCACCGUCACCUCCACAGUUUCGCCAAGCAGUUCCUAGCGGACCGACUUACACAUUUACUUCCUCUCCACCUACUCCUGUGAAAUACAUUGCACCUCAAGUGGUAACCUACACAACUUCGACAGCUUCAAACCCCGCCAUCCUAACAAUUACUCCCCAGUCCGUAGUUCCUUUACAUCAAGAACUUAAAACACCUAGUAAUCAAUUUAUGUCGAACAAUAAAGAAGUAGGACAAACACAAAACACCUUCACACCAGACCAGCAAGCUAAUAUACACCCCCAGCUACCAUCCAAGGAAGCCCUUUUCUCGCCCAUACAACCUCUUCACGGCAACUAUGUUCCAGCUAACUACCAUCAGAAUCAGGUAGCUAAUUAUUAUCACUAUGCGGCUCCUGCAAAUCCAAGAGGAUACGUUACGCAAGUGAAUAACCCUGCAGUAGCACAAACUAACGACCAACUGGCUUAUCAACCGGUGGCUUGGAGACAGACCACACUGUACCGUAAUCCUUUACAAUACAAUGCAUAUAGUAAUUAUCUUCGAACUUUUGGUAGACGAGGUGCUGGCAAGUCUUAUGUAGAAUAUCUUAAAACUAAGAAGAACAAGUUAAAGAAAGAAAGGUAGUUAAAUUGUCGGAGUAUUUUUUAUGAAUCUUAUUUACACGUGUAAAAUAUAUGGUAUAGUGUUUAGAAUGAGGCCGAGUUUAACUAAGCUGGAUUUUUGCUUUUGUAUAAAUGUUGAUCAGUGAGUAAAUAAUAGCUGCGCGUAUAUGUCUUCGCAUAAGCCAAAACUGCAGAACGGGCGAAGAUAAAUAGAGGUGUAGGAUAAAUUAGAUAAUUCAAAUCAAUGGAUGAAAAAAUUGUCGAUAGCUGGGUCAGACCACUUUGCACUUCAGAAGGUCUUGGAGUUUGAGGUGGGUGUUUGAGGUGGGUGUUUUUAGUGGAAAAAUGCCAAUCGAGAGAAAGGAAGAUUUCUUGAUGAGAAAAGUUCCCACCUCUCUGUCUAUAAAAUGUUGUAUGAAAAGCAGCACACAACUUGAACUGAUACCUUGAAAUCUAGUUUCUUUAGUUCAGCUGGCUGGGCGGGAAACUGUGGAGACUUGUGAAAAACUGAAAAGAUUUCCGCCUUUCUUGUAUUUCAUAGUUGUGAAAAAAAGAGUUUUCUUGAAGUUAUUUUAGAAAUUCAAAACUAAAUGUAGCUGACGAAUAAACAUUCCCUUUCAUCUUUCUGUUGGACUGAAACACAAGGCUGUAAGGAUGGGCCGAUACAGGCGGAUCCGAAAAUAUCGUUACUGCAAGAAUUAUCAAUGACGAUACUUGACGUCUUCCUGAGCCUGCGUUAUUUCGGGUCAUCACCUAAAGGCAAAGAGCACUGUCGUGUGCGGUUUCUCUAAUGUUAGUUGCGUGUUUGCGAGUGGUGUGUUAAGGGAUAAUGAACAUUGGUAAAUUAAGAUUUUAAUCAUCGACUUGUUUGUUUGUGGUGUUCAUGCAAUAAUAGGACAUAAGACAAAAAUC
Pocillopora damicornis (cauliflower coral) is the source of this 3491-nucleotide messenger RNA. RefSeq names its product neuroendocrine convertase 1. NCBI's taxonomy places the organism in Eukaryota, Metazoa, Cnidaria, Anthozoa, Scleractinia, Pocilloporidae. Gene Ontology annotation, biological process: protein processing. Gene Ontology annotation, molecular function: serine-type endopeptidase activity. The record is from RefSeq and is a predicted model, not a curated record. Gene Ontology annotation, cellular component: membrane.